Acanthamoeba castellanii str. Neff is the source of this 918-nucleotide messenger RNA. RefSeq names its product tRNA (guanineN1)-methyltransferase. Gene Ontology annotation, cellular component: nucleus. The record is from RefSeq and is a predicted model, not a curated record. The coding region runs from base 1 to 918 and encodes 305 amino acids. The transcript is spliced from 5 exons. Gene Ontology annotation, biological process: tRNA N1-guanine methylation. Lineage: Eukaryota; Discosea; Longamoebia; Acanthamoebidae. Gene Ontology annotation, molecular function: tRNA binding.
AUGGAGGAGCGAGCGACGGGGGCGACCGGAGGCGGAAACCAGGAGGACGUGGCCAACAAGGGCGGUGCCCAAUCCGAAGGCAUCUCGACAGCAGACGAUGAGAAAGAACUGAAUGUUGAUUGCGAUGCUGGGAACGCGCAGGAGGGUGAGGACACGAUGGAAGCUGCACAGGCACGAAAGGAGGCGAAGAUGAAGCGGAGGGAGGAACGACGGGUGGCGCAUUGGCAGCAUCGCCGACAGAAGAGGAGGGAAAAGAAGCAAGAGAUUCAGAGGCUGGAGCAGGAGGCCAUCGCACGCGGCGAACAACCACCAGAGAGGAAGAAAAAGAAGAACCCCCGAAUUCGUACGUCGGUGCCCCUCGAGAAGAAUCACCCCCGUCUCGUCGUCGAUCUCGAUUUUCAAGAUUUUCUGAAUGAAAAGGAGAUCCGCAGCGUGGCGAGUCAGAUCAACACCGCCUAUGGCUGGAUUCGACACCACAGCCGUCCCCUGGAGAUGCACCUCACCUAUCUCAAGGGCCGAGUGAAGGAGGCCGUGGAGAGGAACACCGGGUCCUCUCAGUGGCAGCUGGCCAAGCACGAAGAGUCCUUCAUCGACGCCUUCCACGAGCAGAAGGACAAGAUCGUCUACCUGUCGCCGGACUCGCCUAACAUCCUGGAGACGCUGAAUCCUGAACAUAUUUACAUCAUCGGCGGCAUUGCGGACGUGCACAUACAGAAGGGCAUGACGCUGGGCAAGGCGGAACGGUUAGGCAUUCAGACGGCCUGCUUGCCCGUGAAGCGAUACACCCAAGCCUCCAGGACAGUACUCAACAUCAACCAUGUGAUUGAAAUCAUGACCAACGUCGCUGAGACCGGAGACUGGGCUGCGGCGUUCGCCAAAUCGAUGCCGACCAGGUUUGUGCUGCGUUGGGUGAUUUGA